This is a messenger RNA of Ochlerotatus camptorhynchus, 1106 nucleotides long. Its product is annotated as UPF0193 protein EVG1 homolog. Bases 465 to 1091 code for a protein of 208 amino acids. NCBI's taxonomy places the organism in Eukaryota, Metazoa, Arthropoda, Insecta, Diptera, Culicidae. The transcript has 3 exons. The record is from RefSeq and is a predicted model, not a curated record.
CCAUGCUUGGGUGUCGUGAACGAUAUGCCGUGCUUGAUGUUUUAUGAGAACGCGAACGAGGACGCUUGUAUGUGAAAGGCGGCGCGAGUUGUCGGUUGCCAAGGGCGACGUUUUCAAUUAUGAUGUCCGCUUUCUCCACCGAACUGUUUUCCAUUGCAGAAGAACAAUAACUUUCGAUUGUGCAGUUCACAGGCUAGACAUCUAUCUGCCUAACGUAUAAUAAUAAUAGAACAUAGAGCUAGGAAGUUGCUUAUCCUGAUUGGAGUUUGUAGUUGAACCUUAACGUGCUCAUAAAAUUCAUUGCCUUUAUUACAACUUGUGUAUGUAGCCAAUUUCAAUAUCGACAUCAACAGAGGCGAGAGAAGCAGAUUGUGAUUCAAGGCACUUGUCCUUGAAGUGCGGUAGUUACACACAUUCCCUUUAGCCAAGACCUAUAUGAAAGUGCUAUCCAUCACUUAGUAGCAAUGGAUUGGCCAAGCUCACGAGUCGCCAAGGGAGGGCUCUUCCAUGCCCCCAAAACGAAGUACACGAAAGAAACUCAGGAUCUUAUUAAGGUUUUAAUGGAGGAAGCAAAAUUGACUAUUCUGCAGCGGAACAAAAUCAAUUACCAUCUGAGAACUGGGGAACCACUUCCGCCACCGAAGGAACCCAAGUUCGAACAGGACUACAGUAACUUUCUUCCGGUCGCGAUCCCUAGGAAAAACAUCAAGAAGCGGUCCUUGUCGACGAUAAUAGAAAGCGGUGCGUUCGAUGUGGAAAAGUACGUGCCAAAGGACGGCAAGGAACCGGUGGAGAAGUCCAAAUUGAAACUUCAGGAACGGAUGGCGGGGUGCAAAAUAUUCCCCGAUGACGGGCGGAAACGAGUUCAACGUAGCAAGAGCGAUUCGGAUGUGGACUACACCGAAACGGAUCGGGAAGCGGAAUUGCUGGAGGAAAUCAACGAACGCGUCGAAUGGUUGUCUGAAAUGGAAGCUCUCGGCGAGGGUAAGAAACAUCGGCAGGUUAUUCACGCUCAGAUCGCUGAACGCCUCAACGAGCUCAAACGGCUGGAGCGAGAGCAAUCGAAACAGGAUUCAGUCGAGGAAAAGUAGUCAGUCCAAUAAUGA